Messenger RNA from Colius striatus (speckled mousebird), 3768 nucleotides. RefSeq names its product brain expressed associated with NEDD4 1. The record is from RefSeq and is a predicted model, not a curated record. The coding region runs from base 97 to 1887 and encodes 596 amino acids. The transcript is spliced from 2 exons. Lineage: Eukaryota; Metazoa; Chordata; Aves; Coliiformes; Coliidae. Gene Ontology annotation, cellular component: cytoplasm.
CGCGGCCCACCACUGACCGGCCCGCGCGCAGGCCGAGAGGCCAAUGGCGGCCGGGGGCAGAGCCUGCGGGCGGGCGGCCCGGCCGGUCUGGUCGCCAUGAAGGAGCCGGGGGCAGCGGCGGAGGAGGAGGUGUUGCGGGACUACCUGGGCUACUAUGCGGCCCGGGGGGCGGAGGGGAAGCUGGCGGUGUGCGAUGAGGCCUCCCUGAAGGCAAGGGCGCGACGGCUGCUGGGCCCGCGGCGGCGCGGCACCCUGGAUGUGUGCAGCCUGGCCGAGCGGUGCCGGCGGGCCCGAGGCGGGCGAGGAGGCGGCGUCCUGCGCGACCUGCUGAAGGCGCUGGAGGUGCUGGAGCUGCUUUGCAUCAACCUGCUCCUCUCCCCGUGGCGGAAAGAGAUCAGGUCGCUGAAGACAUUCACCGGUAAUUUUGUCUACUAUAUUCAAUCUGUGCUCCCAGAUGACACUGUAAAAACAGUACUGGAGAAAAUAGGUUACGUUGCAACAACAGAAACAGAGUUUUCACUUGUCAAAAAGAGAAACAAUGAGGAAACAAAGCAGACUGCAUUUGAAAUAUUCCUGGCAAGAAUUGAGUGUGAAACCAUCCUCGAAAUGACAAAUGAAGAAAAACAUGGCAAUUUGGAGAAGACCCUACAGAAGAGAACACAAAUGCACCGGCGUCAUGGAGAUAAAGACAAAGAGGAUCAGACACCUCAGAGAGAAGACACUGAAAAUCUAGAAAAUGAAGAAAACAGUGAGACAUCUUUGUGCCUUGCUACUCAACUGAUGUCUUCAACUAAUAGUGAUAUAUCCUUUGAAGCUGCUGGGAAUCUGAAGAUCAAAGAUGAUGUGCCUCAGUUAGCAGUUGCUCCAUCCACUAACAGGCUUCAGGAACACCAAAGGCAAGUCAUUAACACUGCACAUUUUCCGGGGAAAUGCUCCGACAGUGAGGACUUCUUGAUCAAAUAUAGUGACAUUGUCAUAAGACAAACACCUAUUUUCAGUGAGAAUCUUUCUCCAAAAGCUUUUGAAAAAAAGCCAAGAGCCAGUCUAAGUGAAGAAUGUGCUCUGGCAGUCACUGCAGAGUCAACUGCAAAUGAGAUCAGGCCUGUGCCGCUCUCCCCAGGAGCAAGCGGUCCACCAGCCUUUGCAAUAUUUGCUGACAGCUCUCGUGACAGCAAAAAUACUUUAGAGUAUAAAGCUCAAAAAGUCGCUGAAGAAUCAAUUGAAGCAGAAAUUAACGAUGCCAUGAAUUGCAUAGACCCAGACCCUGCAGAUGAACCCAAUGAGCUGAAGUCUCUGCCGUACAAGGACGUUUCAUCUGUCCAAAACGGCAGUGUCCCUAGGGAAGAGGAAGUUGGUGAGUUGUCUUUCACCUUCACAAAGCUACAAAUCAAGGACACGCAGGAAAACCUUACAUAUCCAGUAGAGGAAACUGGCCAAGCUGAGUCAAAGUCAUAUGCAAAUACAAGUGACAGGCACGUAAGAGAAUUUAAUCAUUCUAAAAUAAAACACCCAUAUCUGACUAAUGCUCAGAUGCAGAACAGAGCAGCUGUACAUGUUGAGCCAUCUUCAGAUCUGUGCUGUACUCCUGGGAAUAUGGAGGAGCCCACCACUGGUUCUCCUAAUGCCCACACAGCUGCUGAGUGCUUCAGACACAUUAGAGAGCCCCCCAACCUCACCUACAUCCCACCACAAAGUAUUGAUGUUCGGUCUUCGUACAUAAGAAGGACCAGCACACACAGCAGAAGGAGCUUCUUGCAGCCUGAAUGUGACUCUCCUGAUUGCAGUGCAGGAAAGCUGGACAACUGUAAUUCCAAAAUAAAUGAAAUCCAGGAGCCUUAUGUUGUUAUUGACAAAACCGACCAAGGAAUGUUAUGCCAUGACACCUGAUUCUACCUGUGCUUUAUUUGUAAGCUUCCUUGGUUUUUUUUCCUGUCACCUGUGGCCUUGAUAAUCUUUUCAAGGACAUGAUCAGCUUUGUCAAAAGUUAAAAAAAAAACAAACAUACCACCACUUUUGGACAGUAAUAAAAGGGAAGGAAGUAGUUGGGCAAAUUCUUACUGGCCCCUUCUUAACUGGAACCUUAGUCAUGGAAACCCAGAUGGUCACCUUUCUAAAGCUAGGCAACUUUUAUAAAUUUGUAUCCAUUUAAUUCCUUAGCAAGGGUUCAGGCUGUACUUAAUGCCAGACAGCACUGCUGAGGGUUUUUUUGCUUUACAGACCUGUUCCUGGAGCAUUCUUCAGGAAUAGCAUGCUGUACAAUGGGAAAAACAGGUACAUCUUUCUCAAAAUGUUUCCCAACUAGAAGACCCAACUUUGUAGCUUUACAUGUGUAAUACUGAAGUGGGUGCAUCUUUGGAAAACUUCAGAAAAUUCUGUAAUAUUCCUUUAGGUUUAAAGAAGGAAACAGCUCUGUGACACUUUGGGGGUUUUUAGAGGUAAUAACCUGUAUUACGGGUUUCAUAUUUCUCUCUAUGUCAACAUUUUUUGUGUGACUACCACUACAAAUUUCAAGACAAGCACUGAACAUGAUCUUUGUUCACUGCAACCAGAAGAGGGAGAUCCAGCUACUGCUGCCCUUUCCCUUGCUCCUGUUCUUGCCCCUUAACUCUGCACCAGCUCUGGAGUUCACUGGACUUCUCUGUAAGCCACUAAAUCUGCAAGCCAUCAUUCCACUAAAAGGAAUGGAAAAAGCAUUGGAAAAAGGAAUGUCCCAGCAUUGACAACCAUUGUCAUACACACAAUUUAAUUAAAUUUAGAAAAGCGCAAUCACUGGUACUGUAUUUCGGCACAAUCUUCAAUGCUUCUUUAUACAAUUGUUACCUAGAGAGUUUAAUACUUCAAGUAAAUUUUACAGUAGCACUUCAGUGCCAAGAAUGAUUUGUUGUUUCACAUGUAGUUAAAAUACUAGCUCAUAUCAAUUUAGUGUAGAUUGUUUUUUGGAGAUGAAAGUCAGUUAUAAAUUAGGAGGAGCACAUGAAUUAUACCAGAAAAAGACCUCAGAAACUAAAAUGUAAAGAUCUGCUAACUCACUGCUGAAGGCCUGUCAUCACCCACUUCCAGCUGUGCAGGAUUAAAAUUUUGACCAAACUAACAUCAAGUGGGUGGAGUUGGGAGAAGAGAUAUUGUGAACAUGCACACACUUUUGUACUGGGAUGGGGUAGGAUUGAGAACUUCCCUAACAGCAGCCCUUGGGGUGGUGUGUUUGUUUUUUGUAGCCAAAAUUGUUGGCAAUAGACCAGUGGCCUGGUUAUUGCUGAGCAGUGCUUGCACAGUGUCACAGAUUUCUCUCUCAAGCUGUACUCCUCACCCCCAAUGAGUAACCGGGAGAGAACAGUGCUGGGAUAGGUGAUCUGAACUGACCAAAGGGAUAUACCACACCAUGUACGAUCAUGCUCAGCAAUAAAACUGGGGUAGCAGAAGGUGGGGGAUUUUAUCUACCUUGUGGACAUUGCUCAGAGACCGGUUGGGCACUGUUCAAUGUGUGGGAGGUGGUGAGUUACUGCCAUUGCAUCACUUGUUUUUUCCUCUUUCCUUCAUUUACUAAACCUUUGUCUCAACCAAAAAGCUCUAGAUUUUGCUCUUGCUAUUCUCCCCUGUCUUGCUGGGGAAGCAGGGGGCAAGCAGUUGUGUCACUGCUUAGCUGCUGGCUGGGUCAACCCACCACAACUUUACCCUUCUUUCAAGUACCUAUCCGUUCUUCUCAACCAUUUUACUUUUUAUAAGCUGUAUUUUCCCCCUGUGGGGGUUAUUAAAAUUACAUAGUGUAAA